CCGGCGGGAUGGACGCGAAGCCCCGCACGUCCCCUAAGUCCGUCAAGUUCCUGUUUGGGGGCCUGGCCGGGAUGGGAGCUACAGUGUUUGUGCAGCCGCUCGAUCUGGUGAAGAACCGGAUGCAGCUGAGUGGGGAAGGAGCCAAGACACGAGAGUACAAAACCAGCUUCCAUGCCCUCACCAGCAUCCUGAGGGCAGAAGGGCUAAGGGGCAUUUACACUGGGCUGUCGGCUGGCCUGCUGCGCCAGGCCACCUACACCACUACCCGCCUUGGCAUCUACACGGUGCUGUUUGAGCGCCUGACUGGGGCUGAUGGCACACCUCCUGGCUUUCUGUUGAAGGCCCUGAUUGGCAUGACUGCAGGUGCGACUGGUGCCUUUGUGGGAACACCAGCUGAGGUGGCUCUUAUUCGCAUGACCGCCGACGGCCGGCUUCCCCCUGACCAGCGCCGUGGCUACAAAAACGUGUUUAAUGCCCUGAUUCGAAUCACCCGGGAGGAGGGGGUCCCCACGCUGUGGAGGGGCUGCAUCCCUACCAUGGCUCGCGCUGUUGUGGUCAACGCCGCCCAGCUCGCCUCCUACUCCCAGUCCAAGCAGUUCUUACUGGACUCAGGCUACUUCUCCGACAACAUCCUGUGCCACUUCUGCGCCAGCAUGAUCAGCGGCUUGGUCACCACUGCCGCCUCCAUGCCCGUGGACAUCGCUAAGACCCGGAUCCAGAACAUGAGGAUGAUUGACGGGAAGCCGGAGUACAAGAACGGGCUGGACGUGCUGGUGAAGGUUGUGCGUUACGAGGGUUUCUUCAGCCUCUGGAAGGGCUUCACGCCGUACUACGCCCGCCUGGGCCCCCACACCGUCCUCACCUUCAUCUUCUUGGAGCAGAUGAACAAGGCCUACAAGCGUCUCUUCCUCAGUGGCUGAGUGUGGUUCCCUCCUCUGCGGUAAAGGACUCCGGUCUGUCCUACCCCUGCGCCGCCUUGCCGUCCUUGUCCUGACCUCGACCUCUCUGCCCCUGGCUAUGCCCGCGGGGAGAGCUGGGAAACUGCCUGAAGAUUUCCGGUCUCCUCUUGGGCGUUAGUUGCAGGACACGUAGGGCAGCGGAAGAUCUCCCUUCUCGGGCAAACCAAGGCAGGGCAGAGGGGACCGGAGACGGCAGAAGCCGUCAGGAUGGCCAGAAGGUCUGCAGCGGGAGUCUGUGACCCUCCCUCCACCUCACUUAGGACGCGAUCAAUAAAUUGGAUUGAUGACACCA
Molecule: messenger RNA, 1251 nt
Organism: Ailuropoda melanoleuca (giant panda)
Lineage: Eukaryota; Metazoa; Chordata; Mammalia; Carnivora; Ursidae
Gene: SLC25A11
Product: solute carrier family 25 member 11
Exons: 9
Coding region: 9-920 (303 amino acids)
Biological process (GO): transmembrane transport
Source: RefSeq, a predicted model, not a curated record